This is a messenger RNA of Apodemus sylvaticus (European woodmouse), 939 nucleotides long. Its product is annotated as olfactory receptor 6B1. Gene Ontology annotation, cellular component: membrane. Gene Ontology annotation, molecular function: G protein-coupled receptor activity; olfactory receptor activity. The record is from RefSeq and is a predicted model, not a curated record. Lineage: Eukaryota; Metazoa; Chordata; Mammalia; Rodentia; Muridae. Gene Ontology annotation, biological process: G protein-coupled receptor signaling pathway. Bases 4 to 939 code for a protein of 311 amino acids. The transcript has a single exon.
GAUAUGGAUGUGGAGAACCAGACACGAGUCACCAAGUUCAUUCUGGUGGGGUUUCCUGGGAGCUUGGGCAUGAGAGCAGCUGUGUUCCUGAUGUUUCUUGUGGCCUAUAUUCUGACUGUAGCUGAAAACGUGAUCAUCAUCCUACUGGUGCAGCAGAACCGCCCACUACACAAGCCUAUGUACUUCUUCCUCGCCAACCUGUCUUUCUUGGAGACCUGGUACAUCUCUGUGACUGUGCCCAAGCUUCUGUUCAGCUUCUGGUCCAUGAGUAAUGGCAUCUCCUUCACUCACUGUAUGAUUCAGCUUUACUUCUUCAUUGCACUUAUGUGUACAGAAUGCGUUCUCUUAGCUGCGAUGGCCUAUGACCGUUAUGUGGCAAUCUGUCGCCCGUUGCACUACCCCACCAUCAUGAGUCAUGGACUCUGUUUCCGCCUAGCUCUUGGUUCCUGGGUCAUUGGCUUUGGUAUCUCUUUGGCAAAGAUCUACUUCAUCUCUCGCCUCAGCUUCUGUGGCCCCAAUGUCAUCAACCACUUUUUCUGUGACAUCUCACCAGUUCUUAACCUCUCCUGCACAGACAUGUCCAUUGCUGAGCUGGUGGACUUUGUCUUGGCUCUGGUCAUCUUCCUCUUCCCACUGUCAAUCACUGUUUUAUCAUAUGGAUGUAUUCUGGCCACUGUGUUACGCAUGCCAACAGGAAAGCAGAAAGCCUUUUCCACCUGUGCUUCCCACCUUGUGGUGGUUACCAUCUUCUACUCAGCCACUAUUUUUAUGUAUGCCCGACCCCGAGCUAUCCACGCCUUCAACAUGAACAAAGUUAUUUCUAUCUUCUAUGCCAUUGUGACCCCAGCCCUCAAUCCUUUCAUUUAUUGCCUAAGGAACCGAGAAGUCAAAGAAGCUCUAAAGAAAUUGAUCUAUUGCCAGGCCAUCCGAUCUGACUAG